AUGGACGGAUUGGUGUCUGUUAACUUAAACUGGGGCAUCACCUUUCUCAUUCAGAUGGGCGCUGGAAUCCUUGGAAAUUCUUUACUCCUUUGCUUUUAUAACUUUACUAUUAUCACCGCACAGAUACUGAAACCCAGAGACUUGAUCCUCAACCAGCUGGUCUUAGCUAACAACUUGGUUCUUUGCUCUAAAGGGGUCCCUCAGACAAUGGCAGCUUUGGGAUUGGAAGCUUUCCUGGACUGGGCUGGAUGUAAACUUGUCUCCUAUUUACACAGAGUGGCCAGAGGGGUUUCCCUCAGCACCACCUGCCUCCUCAGUGGCUUUCAGGCCAUUAAGCUUUGUCCCAGCAUCUCUAGGUGGAUGGAAGUCCAAAUUAGAUCCCCAAAGAGCAUCCUUCUCUGCUGUUUCCUCUGCUGGGUCUUGCAUCUUGUGGUAAAUAUCUAUAUGGUAAGGUACAUAACUGGCCCAGUGAAUAGCAAAAACCUGAGUAUGGAAAAAAUUUAUAGAUACUGUCCCCCACCCAAUCCAGGGAACUUGCUAUUCUCAGUAAUGGCAGUCAUUUAUACCUUCACGGAUGGCAUGUGUUUGGCCCUCAUGGUCUGGACCAGCGGCUCCAUGGUCCUCGUUCUGCACAGGCACAAGCAGAGAGUCCAACACAUCCGCAGCAGCAGCCUCUCCCCCAGAACUUCCCAUGAAACCAGAGCCACACACACUAUCCUCAUCCUGGUGAGCAUGUUUGUCUCCUUUCAUGCUCUAGCUUCCAUUUUGUCAUAUUGGAUUACGCAGCUGCAGAACCCAAGCCAGUGGCUGAGGAGCAUCUCUGUUCUGGUGGCUUCAGGCUUUGUGACAUUCAGCCCCUUUGUGUUCAUUGUCAGUGACACCCGAGUGUCACAGUUCUUUGCCUGCUGGAAAAAGAAGACAAAUGCUCCAAGAAUGUUUUCUGGGCUAUAA
This is a messenger RNA of Propithecus coquereli (Coquerel's sifaka), 951 nucleotides long. RefSeq names its product vomeronasal type-1 receptor 1. The record is from RefSeq and is a predicted model, not a curated record. Gene Ontology annotation, cellular component: membrane. The transcript has a single exon. The coding region runs from base 1 to 951 and encodes 316 amino acids. NCBI's taxonomy places the organism in Eukaryota, Metazoa, Chordata, Mammalia, Primates, Indriidae. Gene Ontology annotation, molecular function: pheromone receptor activity. Gene Ontology annotation, biological process: G protein-coupled receptor signaling pathway.